Molecule: messenger RNA, 509 nt
Organism: Procambarus clarkii (red swamp crayfish)
Lineage: Eukaryota; Metazoa; Arthropoda; Malacostraca; Decapoda; Cambaridae
Source: RefSeq, a predicted model, not a curated record
AAAUGUUCAAGAAAAGCAGUGUUUUGGUUGGAUCUCAACAAUAUAGAAUCCUCAGGAGGGGGUGUGCCCAGUAUGGCUUUGUUCCAAAGCACAGCCCAUGUCAGGAUUGGGCACUGGCCCAGAUGCAAGAGUUUAUCAACAGUACUAAGAAGUUGUUUGUGCUGACUGGAGCAGGCAUCUCGACAGAGAGUGGCAUUCCAGACUACCGCUCAGAAAGAGUAGGUUUAUAUGCAACUAGCACCAAAAGACCUGUGCAGAUUAAGCACUUCAUGGAAUCAUCUAAAGCUCGGCAGAGCUACUGGGCAAGAAAUUACAUGGGAUGGCCACGAUUCUCAUCCUUUAAACCAAAUAUAUCACACACAACUCUAGCUGAGUGGGAGAGGAGAGGAAAAAUUCACUGUAUUGUAACCCAGAAUGUUGAUCGAUUACAUCACAAGGCAGGAAGUUGCAAGGACAGAGGUCAUAUAACUGAUGCAAGAGCUGCAGCAUGUGUCCACGCCCAGCUGUAG